This is a messenger RNA of Moneuplotes crassus, 1930 nucleotides long. NCBI's taxonomy places the organism in Eukaryota, Ciliophora, Spirotrichea, Euplotida, Euplotidae. The record is from the annotation of a GenBank genome assembly.
AUUUACUCGAAAAAGACUUAUUACAAAAUGAAGACAAAGAUUGAAAUAGAAGUACUUUCGACCGAAAAGAAAACUCCAGUUGGGAGUUCAAGUAUGGAGAAUAAAGCACAACAUGCCCCUGUCAGUGAUGUGUGCAUUUAUUCCUCAGGGAUAGAGGAUAAUGAUCCUUAUAGAGAAUCUAGAUUUAAUGAGAUACAACAAAAAUCUGUGUGUCCAUUCUGCCAAAGAGUCCCAAAAAAACCUGAGAUGUGUGGAAGCUGCAAAGCCAAGUACUGCAAGCAUCACCUUGCCCUUAGAGUACUAAAAAGACUCAAGUGAAUGAGUUGCAAAAAUCCCUUCCAAAGAGAACAUUACAUAGACUCUGGUUUCUCUCAAAUCAAAGAUUGCUUAAGUGAAGGAGAUUCAGUAGAUGAAGACUCUAUAGUGAAGAGAAAGAAGAGUUGAGAUUUGAUGAAAGAAGUCUGUGAGAGAGAAGAGGUUACUAGGAUUAGUCAGAAGGAUCUGAAGGAGUAUGUAGAGAAGAAAAUUAAGAGAGCGAAGGUGGUGUUGAGCAGGAUGAAUGGAGGAAUGAGUGUGAUUGAGAGUAUGUAUCAGGAAGAAGAGAGUCAGGAGGAUGAGAUGAGUGAGAGUUUAAAGGAGGAGGGAGAUUUGGAAGAGGAAAAGCAUGCUCAAGAGGAGAAGGAGGAUGAACAAGAGAAGGAAGAUGAGCAAGAGAAGAAGGAUGAGCCAGAGAAGGAGGAUAAAGAGGAAAAGGAGUAUGAGGAAGGAAGGGAAGAAACAAAAAAUUUUAAUUAUGACGAAAGUGAAGAGAAUGAAGAUACAAUUUCUCAGAGCAGUGAUUUGCAUGAUUCAGAGAUAGAGAAAAGCCCUCUAGAAGAAAAUAAAGAAGAUAGCACCAAGUCUCAUACACAGAACAACACAAUGAUUUCAAAAGAUAACCUCAAAUCCUUGGAAGAAAGCUAUUCAUCUUUUGAUUCUGAAAUUACUCUAAAAGAUAGCACUACUGAUUCUGUCAAAAGUUGGAAAUCUGAAAGUUCAAUUGGAAGCGAUUAUGAUUAUGGGAUGAGGAGAGUAUCCUGCUUUGGAUGUAUCAUGAUCACUUUUGCAAUUAUAAUUCUCUUGUUUAUUUUCAUUGGGCUUCUUAGUGGAGUCUAUGAUGAUUUUAAGAAAAAUAGUCAGCGCAGGAGAAAUUUUAUACCCGACUUUCCUAGAGAUCCUGUAAAUAUUACUAUACAAAAUUCCACUAAAUACUGUACAAAAAUUGAGUAUAAAGCAAUAAAAGAGAACACCACUUACUUUAAAUCCUAUCUCCCUGAAAUCUGCAAACUAAACUUUACAAAAACCUAUGAGUUCAAUCCCAUCAAAAUCAUCGCCAACCUGUCUCAGCUGAAAUACCCUAUCAUCCCAGAUCCUACCAAAAACUCUACUGAAUACCGCCCCAGCAGCGUCAUUUCUUGGGCUGCCCAGAAUAAUACUGAUCCUAUCCAAUGCAGCUCAAAUGUCAGAGAUUUCUUCAAGAUUACUAGCUAUAACAUCACUGAUCUAGAAACUGGUCUUCACCAGUUUAGAGAUAGCAGCCAAGAUCUAAUCAAUAAACAUAGAAGACUAACUAUCGAGACUGAAGCUUAUAAGAACCCCUUGAGAGAAGUUAUGAUCAAACUUUACCCUGACACAAGCAAGUAUUCAAACCUAACCCUUACUAAAACAACCCAAGACACCACUCCAACCAAAUCCCUCUUCCAAACCUAUCUCCACCACCUCCCAAAAUCCCUCCCCACCAGCCCCCAAUCCCCCUCCUCCACCCCUCCUUCCCCACCCCCUGUCCAAAACUCCUCUUCCUUCCUCACCUCCAUAUGGAGCACUACAAAACCUUACGCUGAACCUUUCUUCUUGAAGCUCGCCCUGGCAUUUACUUACAGUGUGUAUUAAU